AAAACCCCCACCCACCAACAAACAGCCCGAGCAGCAGUACGUACGAUGGCAAAGCGAAUCGAAGAGAGCGAUGACAGCGGGAGCGCUAGUGAGAGUGGCAGCGGCAGCGGUAGCGACUCUGGAAGUGGUAGCGACUCCGGCAGCGACUCUGGCAGUGGUAGCGGUAGUGAAAGUGGCAGUGGGAGCGAGAGUGGCUCGGGCAGUGGGAGCGAUAGCGGCAGUGGCAGCGAAAGCGAGAGCGCAGACGAGAAACCCAAGAAGGAAAAGUCACCAGCCAAGGGAAAGGCUGCUGCGAAGGCCAAAUCGGCGGCGAAACCUGCCAAGAAGAAGUCACCGUCCAAGCCGACGAAACCGGCGGUGAAGAAGACGGCGGCUGGCAAGAAGGUCGUCGUGGACGACGACGACACGUCCAAGAUCGAAGAGAUCGACCCCGAGCGCCUCAAGGGAUUGAACGAAGUGGAAAAGGAGGCGCUGAUGCUGGAGCAUUACGAAUCCCAAGCCAAGAAGAGCAAGGACGUUGCGCUCAAGAAGAAACUCGAGAGCGAGAAGGAGGCGUUGGACGACGAAGUGUCGGGGCGUCGGCUGCGCAACCGAGACACGGACAGCCGCAAGUCGGCGCUGUCGAACUUGAAGUCGAUCAAGCAAGGCGACAAGAGCUCCAAGUCUAUCUUGAGCAAGCGAUUUGGCAACGACGAUGGCAACCACUCGGAUUAUGACGAAGGAGACAACAACCGCGACGACCUCGCCGAGAAGCGCCGUCGCCGAAAGGAACUGCAGCGCGCGUCGGCCACGGAAGCCGCCGCGUCGUCGUCCGCCACCGCAUCCGACAGUCGAAGCAACAAGCUCAGUCACGACGCGCACCAUCCAGACCAGGUGGAACUGCAAGAACCGGAAGUGUCUGGCCCUCUGGAGUAUCGACAUGCGUUGGCGUACCUGUUUAAAUCGCGCGAAUGGUUUGAAAAGAAUUUUUUCGAGCCAUUUUUCGACAAGUUGGUGCAAGGGACGUAUGUGAAGAUUGCGAUCGACGACAACGUCGACGGCGAGCGCGUGUACCGGUUUUGCCAGGUGUCGCACGUGUGCAAUGUGGAGCGCUCGUACCCGUUCGCGGGUGAGAAGACCAAGAAGGGAGUCAUGCUAGUGUACGGCAAGAGCAAGCGGACGUCCACGCUCGCGGCCUUGUCCAACCACAGACUGCAGGAGCGCGAGUUCGAUCUGUGGCGACUGUACCUGGAAAGCCUCAAGAUGACCGUGCCUACAAAGGAAAUGGCCAUCAAGCAGUACAACGCGAUCAAAGAGAUGCCGUCGCGGCACAAGUACACGGACGAACAGGUGACUGUGAUGGUGAAUCGCAAGCGGGCAAGUGGCAAGAGCCAAGUGUCGUUGGGGGUGGAGAUUGUCCGGCUGGAGCGGGAUGUGGCGGCGGCCAAGACGGCCAACAACUUUGACAAGUCGAUCGAGUUGGAGGCGCGGCUGGCGCAGAUGCAGCAUGCGAACGAGCAGCGUCUGGCGGUCAAGACGGAGGACGUGGUGCGCAUCAACGAGAUCAACAAGCGCAACCGAGAGAUCAACAUGAAGCGAGACAUGGACGCCGGCGCGUCCAACCGCGCGCAGAUGGACAACAUGUCGGCGGCUCAAAAGCUGCAGUACGUACGGGCGUCGGCGUCGCGACGCAUGUAUCUGUCCAAGGACAAGAUCGACGUCAACUUGGCGGAAGGCAAGCUGGUCAAGCUGCCAGACGGACGCAUCAUGACGGUCAACAAAUUGGUCGAGGUGGAGGCCCUUCCGGACGACAUCAUCCCCGACAACAAGAAGAACAGCAAGGAGGAAGACGUGCUCGUGAAGAUGGAGCGCAAGCGAAAGGCGCAGGAACUGGCGGUAGUCGAGACUCGCGUCAACUCGGUGGAGAUUGAAGGGGACGGCACCGACAUCGCCAACAAAACGAUUCGCUUCAUCGACGACGACGGAACGUGGACGACGAUCCGACCAGCGGCAGAGAUCCUGCAGGAACAGGAGCUCAAGAAACGCCCGGUCGUGUCGGACGAGGUCAAGAAGACUCGCCGAGGCAUCUCGAUGAAGGAUUACUUCAACCGCGUCAAGGAACGCACGGCGGCCGAAGACGGCGCGUAACCACACGACGCCGACGGAUGUCUAACAUGUAAACACAUGCAUCGCUCGCUGCGACCGGCCAUGUAGAUGCGAAGUAGUAUUGAUGGAUGCAUCCUCGAUAGCACACCUCCAUCAAGAGGAAUGCGUGAGAAUGAAACACGAAGAAGUAUUUAUUGUUUCGA
Aphanomyces astaci is the source of this 2288-nucleotide messenger RNA. RefSeq lists its product as hypothetical. Gene Ontology annotation, molecular function: RNA polymerase II C-terminal domain phosphoserine binding; DNA binding. The record is from RefSeq and is a predicted model, not a curated record. NCBI's taxonomy places the organism in Eukaryota, Oomycota, Saprolegniomycetes, Saprolegniales, Verrucalvaceae. The transcript has 4 exons. The coding region runs from base 46 to 2127 and encodes 693 amino acids. Gene Ontology annotation, cellular component: Cdc73/Paf1 complex.